Messenger RNA from Engraulis encrasicolus (European anchovy), 3726 nucleotides. Its product is annotated as chondroitin sulfate synthase 2-like. The transcript has 10 exons. Gene Ontology annotation, cellular component: Golgi cisterna membrane. NCBI's taxonomy places the organism in Eukaryota, Metazoa, Chordata, Actinopteri, Clupeiformes, Engraulidae. The record is from RefSeq and is a predicted model, not a curated record. The coding region runs from base 654 to 3038 and encodes 794 amino acids. Gene Ontology annotation, molecular function: glucuronosyl-N-acetylgalactosaminyl-proteoglycan 4-beta-N-acetylgalactosaminyltransferase activity.
GCUGGCAACGGCGUCGCUGGAACUCGGGGAGAAGACAAAUCACCACGGCAUUAACUGCAUUCUUUGCCUUCCUUGCAGCGAGCGGAGGUCAGGAUUUGCAGAUGGUCUCAACGAAGUGAACUUCUGGUCCGACUGCCGCCGCUGCUGCUGGAAUGUAGGUGGGUGGCACAGUUGCCGUUAUCUGGACUCGCUCGCGCUCUCCUGACGUCUGUGCUGGCCUGUGCGCGCUGGGCGGGGCUUGGGGAAGCAAGCGGUGACACGUCAGAGACUAGAGAGGGGACAGAAAGCGGUCUGUGUUGUGAACUGCUGCUGUGCUUGUGCUGGCCUCCUAUCGCUCCAACAGAAAUCCCGCUCCAUGGAAGAAUUCGGGGAGGGGGCGUCAGAAGCAGCACCAGCAGCAGAGUCUGUAGUGUCCGUAGUCGUAGCUCACCUCUAAAAGCAUCCUCAGUCUCAUCAUCACAACGCAGCCCGUCGCCACGGACCAACGAGCGCAUUUAUAACGAGGAAAAAAAACAGCACAACGCAGCUGAUUGAAACCAAGCGCUCGCAUUGCAUUGAACUGCAGGAUCACGGCUACCAUAGGACAGAACGGGAUUGUCUGAAGCCAAGCGCUUGCAGUUCAUUGCAGGCUGGCGGCUUGCUACCAGACCAGGAUGAGAUUUUCGAUGCUGCUGUCUCUCAUGAGGCCGAUCGGGCCCGUCAUCGUGGGCAUCUCGCUCGGCUUCACCCUGAGCCUGCUCAGCGUCACCUGGGUGGACGAGUCGUGUGACUCGGAAGGGCUGGCUGUAUUGGACUCCGUGGUCUCCGCGGACGACAUCUUGGUGGGUCACCACCAGCCGGGGAGCUUGAAGGGAGCCCGCAAACCCAACUCCAUAUCCAGCAGCAGCACCACCGAGAACGGAGAGGGGCCCGUGGGAGACGGGGAGGGGGAGGAGGAGGGCGACUUCGAGCCCAGAAUAGUGCCCUACACCAAGCCAGCCCAGUCCGGCCAGCCCAAGAAAGUUUUCAGGGCGAAGUAUGCCAGUACGGAGCUGGGUAUCCGCGAGCGCCUCUUCGUGGGCGUGUUGACCUCCAAGUCUACUCUGGGCUCGCUGGGCGUGGCCGUGAACCGCACGUUGGCGCACCACCUGGACGGGCACCUGGCCUUCUUCUCCGGCGCACGCGGGCGCAAGGUGCCCCACGGAAUGCUGGUGGUUGCCCAUGGCGAUGAGCGGCCCGUGGUCGCCAUGUUCCAGACCAUCAGCUUCCUGCUGGAACACCACGCGGAGGGUUACGAUUGGUUCUUCCUGGUGCAGGACGAUGUGUACGUGCAGCCUGAUAGGCUGAAAGGUCUGGUGGCACACCUGAGCAUGGGCCGGGAGCUCUACAUGGGCGUUCCGGAGGAGUUUAUCGGUGCGGAUCCGGGCCAGAUGCGGUUCUGCAGCGGCAAGGGAGGCUACCUGCUGUCUCGCGCCCUGCUGCUCAGGCUCAAACCCUUCCUGGACCACUGCAGAAACGACAUCGUCAGCGUCCGGCCCGACGAGUGGCUGGGCAGGUGCAUUAAUGACUACACUAACGUCAACUGCGUGGACGAGGUGGAGGGUCUGCAGUUUGGCCAUUUUGUGUUGGAGGGGGGCGUGGACCUGAGUCUGGAGGAGGGCGGGGCUACCAUGAGAGAGGCCCUAUCAGUGCACCCCGUCACCAAGCCGGACGUCAUGUACCGCCUCCAUAAACACUUCACCGAGCUGGAGCUGCAGAGGACCUACGAGGAGAUAGAGAAGUUACAGGCGGAGAUCAAGAACGUGAGCGAGGUGGCAGUGGACGGUAACCGUAGCGCCCUGUGGCCCGUGGGCGUGCCUCCGCCGUUCGAGCCCAAGACGCGUUUCGAGGUGUUGCGCUGGGACUACUUUACGGAGGACCAGCUGUACGCCUGCGGAGACGGAUCCCCCAAGUGCCCACUAGAGGGGGCCGAUCGCCUGGACGUGCAGGACAUCGUGCAGACGGCGGUGGCUGAGCUGAACAGGAAGUACGCGCCCACGCUCACGCUCACCAAGCGACGCCUCGUCAACGGGUACCGCCGCUUCGACCCCACCAGAGGCAUGGAGUACACACUGGAUCUGGCGCUGGAGGCCAAAACUGAGGCGGGACACACUGGACCACUCGCCUGCAGGGUCCACUUAGUUCGUCCCCUGAGCCAGGUGGAGAUCAUCCCGAUGCCGUACGUGACGGAGGCUACGCGUGUCCACGUGCUGCUGCCGCUGGUGAGUUCGGAGCGCGACGCCGCUCUGCACUUCCUGGACCUGUACGCCUCCAACCUGUUCGAGACGGCGGAGAACGCCGUGCUGACUUUCCUCUUCAUCUACGACCCCCUGGAGGCACAGAGGGUCGGCCAGCAGGACGUCUUCGCAGAGGUCAAGGCCAAGGUCGCGCAGCACGAGCGCAAGUACCCCAGCGUCAAGGUGCCCUGGAUCAGCGUCAAGACGGAGAGUCCUGCGUUGCUGCGUGUGUUGGACAUCGUAUCCAGGAAGCACCCGGUGGACACGCUCUUCUUCCUGGCCACGCCCGACACCGCCGUCACCACCGAGUUCCUCAACAGGUGCCGCAUGAACGCCAUCAGCGGUUGGCAGGCCUAUUUCCCCAUGCACUUCCAGGAGUAUGACCCGCGUGUGGCCUAUCAUGACCAGCCGCCGCCCGCCUCCCCAGACCUGGUGCGAGAGGCGGGACACUUCGACCGACACGCCUUCGACGAGGCCUGCUACUACAACUCAGAUUACAUGGCGGCCCGGACACACAUGUCAGCAGACACACAGGAGAACAGGGAUCCUGACGAUCUUCUAGAGUCCCUGGAUGUGUACGACGUCUUCGUGCGCUACUCUGGCCUUCACGUGUUCCGAGCGAUAGAACCCGCGCUGCACCAACGCUACCGGAACCGGACCUGUAACCCGCGGCUCAGCGAGGAGUCGUUCCACCGCUGCGUCCAGAGCAGCCUGGAGGGCAUUGGGUCGCGAUCCCAACUCGCCAUGAUGCUCUUCGAACAGGAGGCAGGAAAUAGCACCUGAGGGGGAAGGGGUCGUCCUUCGCUGUGCCUGCCCAGAAAUAUUUAUAACCAGAGCUCUAAAUGAACUUUUUUCACCACCAGCCAAAAUGGCGAGUAGAUAGUAAUCAUACUGGCCAAACUCAUUCAUGUGUAGAAGUGGCUAGUAAGCUUUCUUCUCUACCAGCCAAACCGAAAUGUCACCAGCAUUUGGCUGGUGUGCGGGUGACAAUUUAGAGCCCUUUUUAUGGCAAAAUAAUAUAAAAAAAACAUUUUGUUCUGAACAUGCCCCCGUGCCCCACUGUGACUCCAUGCUACAGUGGUGGGACCUGUUGCCUGAACUGAUGGAGCGAGAUGGAAGCAAUGAACCAACGAACGAACAAAUGAACGAUCGUGGCCAAUGGCCAUAGUCACUUGUGUCAAUGUGUAAAGACUAACCGGACAAAUAGACCAGCUGCGACGCAAUUGAAGCGACAGAGAAUCGCUUCUGUGCAGCAAGAGCGAUACGAGCGAUUGAAGUGACUAGUGUAUGUCCAGGCAAAGCAUUCAAACAUUCCCAUUGGCUGUGGUCACUGACCUCUAUACAGUCAUUGGUUGUCGAGGCUAGUCGCUGAACCGCGUCAUAGAAAGUUGAAAGGAUUCUCGUCGCUCUCAUCGCUUUUGUCGCGCGACUUAAUACAAAGUCAAUUACUUCCGUCGCUCGCCUCGCUCUU